This is a messenger RNA of Pongo pygmaeus (Bornean orangutan), 2262 nucleotides long. It is a transcript of the gene STPG3, whose product is annotated as sperm-tail PG-rich repeat containing 3. Bases 1097 to 2023 code for a protein of 308 amino acids. NCBI's taxonomy places the organism in Eukaryota, Metazoa, Chordata, Mammalia, Primates, Hominidae. The record is from RefSeq and is a predicted model, not a curated record. The transcript has 12 exons.
GGCCACCAUUGUGAGCACCUCCUGGGCCAGGCCACCUUGCUAACCCUGUGAGGGCCCACAUUGCACAGGUGAGACACUGAGGCCCAGACAGGUGCCAGGCAGGGGAGGAGUUGCGGUGAGGCAGGUGGCCCGGGAGGAAGUCCCAUUAACUUCAGAGCUCAGAAAACAGGACUGUCCCUCCAGAAAGGGCCUGGGUUCUUGCUGCCCCCAGGAGGCCACCAGCCCCAGUCUCAGGGAAGGACUUCCUAACCAUAAGAAUGAAGGAAGGCGGCCAGGCAUGGUGGCUUACGCCUGUAAUCCCAGCACUUUGGGAGGCCGAGGCGGACAGAUCAUGUCAGGAGUUCGAGACCAGCCUGACUGACAUAGUCAAAUCCUGUCUCUACUAAAAAUACAAAAAUUAGCCAGUAGAGACGGGGUUUCACCAUGUUAGCCAGGAUGGUCUCGAACUCCUGACCUCGUGAUCCGCCCACCUCGGCCUCCCAGGGUGCUGGGAUUACAGGCGUGAGCCACUGUGCCCGGCCAAUAUGAACUUGUUAAGAAAGAAAGACCACAGUCCGAAGCUGUCUGGCAUUCUGGUAGACGCUGGUUUUCCUCCACCGUUCCUGGCUGACCCUUCCAGGAGAGGUCCCACCCAAGCCCUGGAGGCAGGAAUGCUGACAUCAGGAAGCUUCCGUAAAAUACCAAGAGGACUGAGGCUCAGGGAGCUUCUGGACAGGGGAACACCUGGAGGUUCCCAGAGGGCGGCAACCAGCGAGGACAAGAAGCGCCAGCCCCUCCCCGUGCCUCUCUCUACACUUCUUCAUUGAUGGGGUGGCGGCUCCUCCUCUUCCUCCAGGGAGCCUUCCUGGACCCCUCCCUCCUACCCCCAGGGGAUCCUGGCUGGCCGGACACAGCUGGGCAUCUCCUAGGGCUUGGUGGAUGCCCAUGGGUCCUGUUUGCUCCACCCCCUCUGCUGAGGCCUCAGUCCUCCCAGACCUGCUAGAGUGGACCCCAGACUUCCAGGAGACCCCAGGGAGUCCCAGCAACAGAGGGGCCUACCAGUGAGGUCACAGAGCUCCGUGGCGCCCUCGGGGAAGACAGCCAGGAGACUCUGAGGAUGAAUUUUGACCAGAAGGCGGUGAAAUUCCUGGCAAAUUUUUACAUCAAUGGAGGCAAACACUGGACCCAUGGCCACCUGAGGCAGACACAACCAGAGCCCACCCAACCCAAGGCAUCUGUGCUGUUGUUGGGCCUGGAGCCAGGGAUGGCCUGGGAUGAGACACGGCCCCCAAAGAUGAAGGAAGUCCCAGCUGGCCUCAGGUUACAGACGGGCACCCCUCAGGAGUCCCUGCCCACCUACACCCAGACCCUGAGGGAGCUGUUGCUGGAGCGACGCCCCCCGAUCACAGCUGACCUGGAAGUCCCCAGCCCCACCAGGUACCAGGUGCCGAGCCCGUCCGUACGAGAGUCCUCCCCACACCCCCACUACAGCAUCGGCUGCAAGCACCAGGGCCGAGAGGGCGGUGGCCGCAGGGCAUGGCAGACUUUGUGGUUCCAGAGCGAAAGCCCCUUCACGCAGAAAGCUGACUUCGACCGAGAGCGAAAGUGGCCCUCGCCAGCCCACUACCAGCUGCUCAGCCGGCCCGCCUUCCCUGCCUUCAGCUUCAGAGGCCGCCACUCCGCUUCCAAGACACCUGAGGGCCACACACCCCUAGGGCUGCCUGGGGCUAGGGGGCUGGGCCUCAGGGUGCAGCCCCAGUCCCUGCUUCAGGCUUCUUUGCAAGCACCUGGCAAGAGACGCCCUGGCCCCAACACCUACAAUAUCCUUCCUGGGAGCCACCUGCAGAGCCCCCGCUCGCCGGCCUUCUCAAUGAGCCGCUCCCCUGCGUUCACCUCCUGGCUCAGCGCCUCCCGAACCCCUGGCCCAGCCGACUACCACGUGGAGGACUGCUACAACUCACGCUUCCCCUCGGCGCCUGGCGUGGUCAUCCAGGGUGUGCGCAGACCCAAGCGCCACGACACAGGCCCCUUCUGCACGCUCUAGAGCCAGCUGGGCACAGCCUGCUUGGCCCGGCCACCGAGUGGAACCAUGGCCUCCCCCGGGGCUUUCCCAGGCCUCCCCUGGGACUCGGGGCCCCAGCCUGGUCUUCUGACCCUCUGGGCACCCCUGAUGCACCCUUCUGGCUGGUCAACCCUCCUAUGGGCUGUGGACAAGGCUGGCCCAGCCUGGAUCCCCCAUCUGCCCAUCUCCCUGCUAUACAGAGACGCUGUUGGUUCUCCCGA